AUGAGUCUGAGUCGUACCAAGCGAAUCAGCUCCAGUAACUCAGUUCGGAGCAGCAGCGGCUCGAGGAGGCUGAGUGGUUUCGGUCCGGUUCAGGGAGGUUUCAGUGGCAUCUCCCUCAGCAGCAGUUCUUUGUAUGCGGGCACCAACGGGCAUCACCAUGGCCUGGGGGCUCCGCUGGCAUCCCUGUCCGUCAACAAGAGCCUGCUGGCUCCUCUCAACCUGGAGAUCGAUCCAAACCUGUCCAUGAGUCGAGCCCACGAGAAGGAGCAGAUCAAGAGCCUCAACAACCGCUUUGCAACCUUCAUUGAUAAGGUACGGUAUCUGGAGCAGCAGAAUAAGAUGCUUGAGACAAAAUUGGAGCUGCUGCAGGGUCAGGGGGUCAGCCGAUCUAAUGUGGAACCCCUGUUUGAGGCCUACAUGGCAGGUCUGAGGCGCCAGAUGGACCUGGUCAACAAUGACAAAACUAAGCUGGAUGGGGAGCUGAGAAACAUGCAGGGUCUGGUAGAGGACUACAAGCACAAAUAUGAAGAUGAAAUUAACAAGAGAAACAACCUGGAGAACGACUUUGUUAUCUUAAAAAAGGAUGUAGAUUCAGCCUAUUUGGUCAAGGCUGAUCUGGAGGAUAAGGUCGGAGCUUUGACUGAUGAAAUAAACUUCCUGCGUAACGUGUAUGAGGAGGAGCUGCGUGAGCUGCAAGCAAGCAUCAAAGAUACCUCAGUUGUGGUGCAGAUGGACAACAGCCGCAGUCUGAACAUGGAGCAGAUUGUAGCUGAGGUCAAAUCUCAGUAUGAGGAGAUUGCAGCCCGCAGUCGAGAGGAAGCAGAGGCCUGGUACAAGAAUAAGUUUGACCAAAUGUCAGUCCAGGCCAGCCAGUUUGGGGACGAGCUCCGCAUCGUGAAGGGAGAGAUCGCCGAGAUCAACCGACUGAUCAGCCGCCUGCAGAGCGAGAUAGAAGCGGUCAAAGCACAGCGUGCCAGUCUGGAGAACCAGCUGGCUGAGGCGGAGGAACGUGGAGAGCUUGCCGUGAAAGAAGCCAAAGCUCGGAUCAGAGACCUGGAGGAAGCUCUGCAGAGAUCCAAACAGGAUAUGGCUCGACAGCUCCGGGAGUAUCAGGACCUGAUGAACUUGAAACUGGCUCUGGACAUUGAGAUCGCCACCUACAGGAAGCUGCUGGAAGGAGAGGAGGACAGACUUGGACAACAGUCUAUCCUCAACAUCCAGCCCAUCUCCAACUACAGUUUCUCUUCAAGUACUAAAAGCACUAAUGGCUACCAAAGUGCCUCCAGCUCUCCUGCCCCGAAGCUGCUGAUAAAGACAAUUGAGACCAGAGAUAACAGCAGAUACAGCAUUCACUGA
Messenger RNA from Pelmatolapia mariae (spotted tilapia), 1356 nucleotides. Its product is annotated as keratin, type II cytoskeletal 8. Gene Ontology annotation, cellular component: keratin filament. NCBI's taxonomy places the organism in Eukaryota, Metazoa, Chordata, Actinopteri, Cichliformes, Cichlidae. Gene Ontology annotation, biological process: intermediate filament organization; keratinization. Gene Ontology annotation, molecular function: structural constituent of skin epidermis. The transcript is spliced from 10 exons. The record is from RefSeq and is a predicted model, not a curated record. Bases 1 to 1356 code for a protein of 451 amino acids.